Messenger RNA from Carya illinoinensis, 823 nucleotides. RefSeq names its product putative pre-16S rRNA nuclease. The record is from RefSeq and is a predicted model, not a curated record. Bases 126 to 638 code for a protein of 170 amino acids. The transcript is spliced from 6 exons. Lineage: Eukaryota; Viridiplantae; Streptophyta; Magnoliopsida; Fagales; Juglandaceae. Gene Ontology annotation, biological process: rRNA 5'-end processing.
GUUUUCUAAACUCUCGCAGUACUCUUCACUUCGCUUCAACCCUAACUCCCCGUUGAGCCGCUGUGUGACAUCUUGAUCAGCGUAAAACGGUUUUUGUUUAAUGGUCUGAUACUCUGCCUGAUCGGAUGAGGUACGUGAAACCGUUGAGCUUGUUCCAUGAUCUGGUCAAGUCGAAUGUGGAAACACAGGGUCGUUUGCUUGGUUUGGAUGUGGGUGAAAAGUAUGUAGGGCUAGCUGUUUCAGACCCUCGUAAUAAAACUGCCUCACCUCUAAGUGUCUUGAUAAGGAAACAAUCAAAUAUUGAUUUAAUGAUCAGUGACUUUCAGAGUCUGAUCUCUGAACUCUCUCUGGUGGGGUUUGUUGUUGGCGAUACUUCCAACAAAAUACAAGGCUAUGGCAAUACUGGGCAAGUGAUGCUUUUCAUUGAUGAUCUCUGCAAAACGGGGAAACUUGAAUGCUUAAAGUACACUUAUUGGGACGAGCGUUUUUCAUCAAAGAGUGUGGACUUUCUGUUAAAUCCUCUGGAUUUGCAUCCAGUUAUGGCAAAGACAAUAGUUGACAAGUUUGCAGCCGUUGGAAUACUACAGGGGUACCUAGAUUAUUUUAACAGGCAGAUGAAGUUGGAAGCGGCAGGGUAAGAUGUUUCCAAAUGGACAUAAUUUCGUGAUCUUAUGAAUACUGCAUGCAUUCUUUACAAACUGGUAACUUAUCGACCAUCUAGUGUAGUGAAGAUGGAUACAAAACCGCCUGGAUCAUUCUAAUCUUCUUUCACCCUUCGAAUUCUUCUCAAAUUUUGCUAUUCAAUUAUACCAUUUCAUGUGCA